UGGGGAAAGUGAAACAAGGGAAAGGCGGAUUGAGAAAGAAAGAACAAGAAACGAUGGAGACAAUAACAUUAUCCACUUCGCUUACCACUUCAUCCUUUGGCGCCUCAGUGGCGGCGACGGCGACGGCGAAGAGAAGCAGCGCCACCUGCUUAUCCUACACCUCUCACGGAAACCUUAACGUGAACCACUUAGCAGCAUUCCACAAACAAUCCCAUCUCUUCACAAAAUCCCCUACACGUCCUUUCGCUUUCACCAAAACCCGUGCUAACAAAUCCACCCAUGGCAUCUUCCUUCCCCACUUGGUCGCUUCAUUGGAACAAGUUGAACAAACUUACAUUAUGGUCAAGCCUGAUGGUGUACAACGUGGCCUUGUUGGAGAAAUUAUUUCGCGGUUCGAGAGGAAAGGGUUUAAGCUGACCGGCUUGAAGCUCUUUCAAUGCCACAAAGAAUUGGCUGAGGAACACUAUAAGGAUCUCAAGACCAAGUCAUUCUAUCCUACCCUGAUUGACUACAUUACUUCUGGACCGGUCGUAUGUAUGGUCUGGGAGGGUGUUGGUGUUGUUGCAUCCGCACGUAAGCUGAUCGGAUCUACCAAUCCUCUUCAGGCUGAGCCCGGCACUAUAAGAGGAGACCUUGCGGUUCAAACAGGAAGGAAUGUUGUCCAUGGUAGUGACAGCCCUGAGAAUGGCAAGCGUGAAACAGCUCUUUGGUUCAAAGAAGGUGAAUUAUGUGAGUGGACACCUGCUCAAGCACCAUGGUUAAUGGAGUGACCUUUUUUCAUUGUUGAGGCAAAAGCAAUUUGUAAGCUCUCUUCUUAUCAACCCAUUUAUUUCUUCAAGAUUGAUGUAAUUGCAAAUGUUAGAGCUGCAGGUUUUGUAUGAAUAAUGGAAGAAAUUCAUGUGUUUUUGCUUUCUAGUCCUUAAUUUAUGACAGGAAAUUUCAAUAUUAUCACAA
Gossypium raimondii (Peruvian cotton) is the source of this 954-nucleotide messenger RNA. RefSeq names its product nucleoside diphosphate kinase 2, chloroplastic. Bases 54 to 770 code for a protein of 238 amino acids. Gene Ontology annotation, biological process: UTP biosynthetic process; CTP biosynthetic process; GTP biosynthetic process. Gene Ontology annotation, molecular function: nucleoside diphosphate kinase activity. Lineage: Eukaryota; Viridiplantae; Streptophyta; Magnoliopsida; Malvales; Malvaceae. The transcript is spliced from 7 exons. The record is from RefSeq and is a predicted model, not a curated record.